GGCGCCGCCGUGGGGCUCACCUGCUGCCCCUGCACGUGCGCUGCGGCCCGGGUCCCCCUGCCCCGUAUACGCGGCGGCGGCUCCCCUCCUCCUGCCCUGCGGUGCCCGCUGGAGGUCACGGGGAAUAAUCCCGGCUUAAUCGCCUUUCUCUUCCCGAGCAAGGGAAGGCGGCGCCGCGUCCCCCGGGACAGCCCCGGGCCGCCGGCGCCACGCCCUGCCUUGCCUCGCCGCCCUCCGCGGAGCCGCAGGGAGCAGAGCCGGGCCCCGCCACGCGCGCAGCCGGCCACGGGUGCGGGAGGCCGCCCCAAGGGUCAGCAAUCUUUUAACUAAUAGCAGGCUGAAGUCAGGGGCAGAUCCAGAGGGGAAGCAGUGGUGCCGGCACACCCUCCCAUCUCCUUUUCAACCAUGCUGUUAGAGCAGCAGUCACCAACUUGUCAAACAAGAUAGCUGUAAGUAGUAGAAACAAUAAAGAGAGAUCCAUCUCACUGCGAUGCUGAACCGUGAUGACCAACUCCAGAGUUUUCGAUAGAAAUUGAAUAUGGCUUAGCAGGACUGAUCUUCAGAGAACUAAUGAUGUCCUCAGGUACCAGGAGCCGCAAGAACCAGCAGGCUCUGAGCCUGCAGGGGGUUGACCCAGAAACAUGCAUGAUCGUGUUUAAAACACACUGGGCACAGGUUGUGAAAAUCUUAGAGAAGCAUGACCCUUUGAAAAACACUCAGGCAAAAUAUGGGGCGAUCCCACCUGAUGAGGCCAGCACUGUGCAGAAUUAUGUGGAGCAUAUGCUCUUCUUAUUAAUUGAGGAGCAAGGAAAGGAUGCCUCAAUGGGGCCCAUCCUGGAGUUUGUGGUCACAGAGAACAUCAUGGAGAAGCUCUUCCUUUGGAGCCUGAGGCGGGAGUUCACUGAUGAGACAAAAAUUGAACAGCUAAAGAUGUAUGAGAUGCUGGUCAUGCAGUCCCAUCAGCCUUUGCUGCACCACAAGCCAAUUCUGAAGCCUUUGAUGAUGCUGCUGAGCUCUUGCUCAGGAACAGCCACACCAGAUGUGGAGGUGGAGCUGGUUGUCCUGCUGAACCAACUCUGCUCCAUCAUAGCCAAAGAUCCCUCCAUUUUGGAACUGUUUUUCCACACCAGUGAAGACCAAGGAGCAGCCAACUUCCUCAUUUUUUCCCUUUUGAUUCCUUUCAUUCAUCGAGAAGGAACAGUAGGCCAGCAGGCUCGUGAUGCUUUGCUCUUCAUAAUGGCCCUGUCUGCAGAGAAUAAUGUUGUUGCAAAUCACAUAGUAGAAAACACAUAUUUUUGCCCGGUGCUUGCAACAGGACUGAGUGGCCUCUAUUCGUCUUUGCCUACAAAGCUGGAAGAAAAAGGAGAAGAAUGGCACUGUCUGCAGAAAGAUGACUGGCUUUUAUCCCCAGCUCUUGUCCAGUUCAUGAAUUCCUUAGAAUUUUGCAAUGCAGUAAUACAGGUGGCACAUCCCUUAAUUCGUAACCAGCUUGUGAAUUACAUUUACAAUGGGUUCCUGGUGCCAGUAAUGGCUCCUGCACUCCAUAAGGUGACUGUGGAAGAGGUGAUGACCACAACCGCAUACCUAGACCUCUUUUUGCGUAGCGUUUCAGAGCCAGCUCUGCUCAAGAUUUUUCUCCAUUUUAUCUUGUUGCACCAGCAUGAAAAUGUACACAUCCUAGACACACUUACAAGCCGGAUCAACACCCCAUUUCGGCUCUGUGUGGUAUCUUUGGCAUUGUUCAGAACACUCAUUGGCUUUCAUUGUGAAGAUGUGAUGUUACAGCUAGUUUUAAGAUACCUGAUCCCAUGUAAUCACAUGAUGUUGAGUCAAAGAUGGGCGGUGAGGGAAAGAGACUGUUACUCUGUAUCUGCUGCAAAACUACUGGCUCUGACACCAAUCUGCUGCUCUACUGGGAUCACAUUGACUCUUGAAAGCCAAGCAAAAGAUUACAUCCUCUGGACAAAGGCUGCGCACAGUGCUGGCUCUUGCCCAAGCCCUUCUGAAUCCACGUGUAUUGUAGAAUAUGGAAGAGCUGUGGACAUCAGUUACCUGCAGUACCUGUGGGAAGCUCAAGCCACCAUCCUCCAGUGCAUGAAAGACUGCAGGGUUUGGUCUUCCCCAUAUGAUGGGGAAAACCCUGACCCAGACACUUUUAUUCAAACGCUGGCUGAGGAAAACACUAAAAAUGUGGAGCAGACCAUGUUCCGACUCCAGCAGAGAAGUUCCAGCAACUGCAGCGCCUCUCAGAUGACUCCCAUGGGAGAAAAGAUGCAAUUGGAGCUGGAAUGGGAUGACAGCUAUGACACAGGAAUUUCUCCUGGAUCUGAUGUGAGCUCACCCCAGAAUUAUGAUGAUCUAGGAAGUGGAGAGGCACAGCCACCUGCAGAGCCACCAAAGCACAUUCAAGAGAUGAAGAAGAAUGCAAUCAUGCUCAUCAAAGGGUCUUAUGUAGAGGAAUCUGAUUUUCAGGAUGAUGUCAUGAUUUACAGACUUUGUGCCCAAAAGGAUGCUCAGGAUAAUGACAGCUCCAAAGAGAAAACUUUAAAUACAACCAGAGAGUCAAAGAAAACAGUUCAAAGCCUGUCUUCUGAUAAUGGGCCUCUCACAAAGCCUCAGUCGGAUGGAGACUUGGAGGAACGCAAUAAGAAAAAUUCAGGCUUAACUCUUGAUGUAACAAAGGAAAAACCAAACCAGGAGACUGCUGAAGUGCACCCAAGGCCAAAUUUAGAGCUGAAGCUCUCUUCUCAGGAAGCAGAUCAUAAUUCAAACAUGAGGCUGCUAAGUCCAGACAGUGAGGAUUUAAUUAUACAAUAUGACAAAAUUAUUAAAGAACUAAAUUCUAAUACUACGGGCUUGGAAGAGGAACAGAAGUUGGUGAGCUUUGAACCUUUAUCUCCAGCAGAAGAGGAGGAGGACUUUGAGAAUUUCUCAGCAGACACUCCCUCUGCAGAAAGCAUACCAUCUCCAUUUGGAGCAAAGGAGGAUGCUUCUUCCAAGCAUUAUUCACGGAGCCAGAAUGCUCCAUUUACAGGACCAUUUAUCAGUGUAGUGCUGUCAAAACUGGAGAAUAUGCUGGAGAAUUCAUUACAUGUGAACUUGCUGCUCAUCGGGAUUAUUACUCAGCUGGCCAGUUACCCUCAACCUCUCCUUCGUUCCUUUUUACUCAACACCAAUAUGGUGUUUCAGCCUAGUGUACGGUCAUUAUAUCAGGUGCUGGCAUCUGUGAAAAACAAAAUUGAACAUUUUGCUUCCAGUGAAAAAGACUUUCCAGGUCUUCUCAUGCAGGCCCAGCAGUACUUGCUUUUCCGAGUGGACGUGUCUGAUAUGACUGUGGAGUCACUGACCAAAGGUAACAUCCAGCACAACAGUGGCACAGGGAAAGGAAGAAAUCUUUCUGAAGCUUCCCAAGCUGUGCUCCAGCCUUUCCUGGGACAUAAAGCAAAGAAAGCAACAGCUCUUCCUGGCAUUCCCAUGCACGUGAGGAAUGCCAUCCUUGCAGCUGCCCUCUUCCCCGAGUUCCUGAAGGAAUUGGCAGCUCUUGCCCAGGAACAUUCCAUUCUAUGUUACAAAAUCCUGGGGGAAUUCGAAGAUUGUUAGCAAUGUUGUUUUUACGGAUUUUUAAAAGCUUUUAAAGUUGGAACAGUUUUCAGUGCAAAGCUGCUUAUGAAAGAAAUUCCUACUGGGAUAUUUCCUGACAAUACUUGAUUGGGGGACAAGCUGGGGGUGGAAGGGAAUUGGGCCUUAUGAUUUCCCACUGUGCAACAUGCUUACCUGGUGAAGCUCUUUUAUAUCAGCUUUGGAUUGUUCUUCCCUUCUCUGCACCCACAUCCCUUCCUUUACCUCACUGCUCCCAUUUUCAUUUCUGCUGUAAAUGCUCUUGGAUGGGUUAAAUAAGGCAAAUGUUCUGACUUUUGCCGUUCCAAAAAUCCGCUUCUUGCAUAUUCUGCUUCAAGACAUUUUUGGUCUGGGAAAAAGUAGUUGCCCAGUGGGAGAUGUACCUGAUACAUAAAUACAUAGGAAAACUGCACAAAACCCUCCAAUCAGCUUUUUUUCUGCAAAAGAUCAAGGUUUGCAGAAGAGGGGGAAGGGGUGUUUGUUUCUGGAUUUGCUUUUCUUUUUUUCUAAGGAAUGUCUGCAGACACAUCUCUCAAGCUUCCCCUCCUCCCACGGCUGGUGUUGUGAAUCCAAGCGUCCUUCUGUGUGUUCUGACUAGCUGAAAGCAGGUGCUCUACCCAACACAUACGGUAUUGCCUUAUGUUGCAGGCAACUCUGCAGCUAUCAGCUGUUGGUCUUUGAAGUCAAAUGAACUGUGUAAGUGGAUGUGGAGUGCAGACUGCAUGGAAUUUUCCUUGCAAUUUCUCAGCAGUCUUUGAUAAGUACUGCAUUGCUACCUAUACACCCAAGCAAGCCUUAUUUAGUAAGAUUUGCACAAAGUACAAAGCAAAAUGUUUCUAUGCAAGCUGUAACUAAUUUUUAGGAGAUAUUUGUACGCUUAUGUUAAUAAGCUAAAGAAAAGUAUUUGUUAUCUUUCAGUAUCGUUAAAUGGGGAACAGUCUAUUUUUGUUAAGUAGUACUUUUAAUGAAAAGGACAGCUAGCCUCUAAAAGCUGUCUUGUAUUUUUUUAAUGUCUUUCUGGUUGAGGGAAAGCUGAAUGUAACACUAAACACUGGUUAUUUAUUUUUUAAGUUACGUGUUAGUUUUUCCUAAUAUUGCACUUUUGGGGAGGAAUGUUUUGUUUGCUAGCUACUGGAGAGGAAGAACAUGGGAAACUGUCUGCUGGUGACUAACUGCUUAGGAAAAUUCUCUUCAGUGAGUAAUGGGGUUCAUUAGAAGAACCCAGACAUGAUGAAUUGGUGCAUCACAGCUGCAUUUCAUCUUGCUCUUCAUGGAGUAAUUGUGCUUCGAGUUCUGUAGUUGGUUCUACAUAAAGAGGGGUUCAGUUUGUGAAGCCUCAAGUCCCCUUUAUACUGUCAGGAAACUGAAAACAAACCAAAAAACAUGCAGAAACAAGAGCUACUUGAAGAAAUUGGUUCUGUUCCUGUUACAAUUCCCCAGAACAACCCUCCUUCCCUCUGCACAUACUAAAUAAUUUCCCCAGCUUCAGGCAUGUCUCCAAAGAGGCUACACUUGAAAAGCCUAAGGUAACAAGGAACACGAGGUGAUAUUCAGAAGCACCUCACUGAUUUAGGAGCCAUACUUCCAUUGACAUUCAGUGGGACUCAGGAGCUGCAGUCAAUUUUGUACUUCUGAAGACUACCCACCACCUGUAGCUGGGGGGGGCGUGUACACUUCAAUUUCUGUCUGCAGGGCAUACUUGGUAAAUGUCCUCAGUGUGGCUGUGCAGACUGCCUGCAAGAGCUAUCCUGGUCUGCCUUCUAUUGAUCUGUUUAGAUCUUUCUAUUGCACUCAGUUCUGUGGGACUAGAACACCAGCUUCCCUGCCCCUCUACCCUAUUGCAUUAGCACUGCCUUGUAGUUCUUUGGGGUCAAGCCACUUCAGCGGCUUUUCUUCCCUGCUGUGCCUGUUCUGGGGAUCUCUCGCCAUCUCAGCUGUAGUUCCACUAAACCAUGCUCUGGCCUCCAAGCUUUAGAUGUUUACCCCCCUCCCCACUGCAGCCAUCCACUUCUCCAUUUACCAGCAGCUAGAAAUUUGGAGGAGAUUGUAAUUUCUUAUCCAAUUUUAAUUUGCAAGUGGGAGGGUUCUUCAAGCCCCUUUCUCUCUUUACCACUGGGCAAGCACCAACCUUUGGUUCUCUUCCCUUAUCUUAGCAGCUAGGUCCCUGACCCCACAUAUUCUCAGAAGAGCUGUGGUUCUUGCUUCUGCUCCCAGAAGCUGGGCCUAGAGAUAGACAAGUGAAACAUCACUUUCUGCAGGCAACAUACCAGCCUCAUCUGGGCAGGGCCAGCGCCUGUAGAGUUCCCUAACCUCUGACCUGAUCUGCCAGCAUGCCACCAAGCUUACGUGAGUACAGGGAAGUUAACCAAAUCAAUUACUAAGCAAACUUCAGUAAAUUAAAACUAAGUUGUGGGUUCAUUUUUAACAUGGCGAUAAUGCUAAAGAUGUGGGUAUGAGGAAGGCAAUUCUCAGUUUCCUUGUCUCUAACCAGAACUUUCACUGUUUUCGAGUGUGAACUGUUGGGGUGGGGAUAGUUUCCACUGGAACUGUUUAUUUUAAAUAGUCACUUUUUAACAAAUGUGCUAAUACAUGACAAUAACCUGCUUUGCAGGCAUAAUAAGGUAGAUGGAGAUCUUAAAAUGUGGACUGCACAGAAUGUAUCUAAGCAAUUAUUCCAGCCUGUUGAAUAAAGCCAAGUCUACAUUACAAAAUUGUGGGGUAGGGGUGUGAAAAAUUAACAACCCCUAGAUGACGUGGGUAUGCUGGCAAAACCACUGAUGUGGCCACACACAGCACUGGUGAUGGAAGAAGGGCAUUUGUCAGCUUAGUUCCGUGUUGGUUAGAGGUAGUGUAGUCAUGCUGGCAGGAAAAACCUAUUCUGUUAGUAUAUGUUAGCUUUUCACAAGGGGAGGCUCUGCUGAGAUAGCUGUGCUAGCAGCGCUGUAGCAACAGAUGCUCUGUUGUGGAGGCAAGGCGUAAGCAAGCAUUUAGAAACCUGUGUCAUGCCAUGUUGGAGAACUCUUACUGACAGGUUAUUGCAGUGGAGGUGCACAAAGCCCGCUUUCUGUCAACCUCCUAAAUGAAACAACCAUAUUACGGACUUGACUGUUCACUUGGCAAUUUACAUUUUUUUUGAGGUUUGCAUCUGAGAACUUCUACUCCACCACUGUCCAGAUAAAGAUUUCAUAUGUCAUAUUCAUUGCCUAUAAUUUGUUUAGACCAGAAGGCAGGGCUUUAACCAGGAUGGACACGCUAAAAUGAUUGCUUCCAUCACUGAGGAAAAUUCUAGCUGGUGUUGAAUCUUCCUCCUCUCUUCAAACAAGAGAAGAGCAAAGUACAUAUUUUUGUUUCAUAUAAUAUUUUGUUUUUGUUUUGUAUAGAGCCUCUGAGAUCAAUAAUUUUUAUGGAAAUUCUUCACCCACACACUGUUUAAUGGGCUACAUCCGUCAGACUGGACUGGUUUGUAAGAGACAAGAGAUUUGAGAGAGAGUGAGAGUGUGUGUGCAUGUGCAUGUUUGUGUAAGGCUUGCCUUCCUCCAGUAUAUCUCGAAAUAUUCCAUCAAAGUGCCUACGGUCUACAAAUUGCUUUUAGUGCUUACUAUUUCACUGGAGUUUGUUAUAUUUUGCAGUGAAGAUUGGAUGCCUUUGUGCUAUGCAGUUGUGCCUGCUUGGUGAAUAUUUUGCCUGUUUGGAUGAUUUUGAGUGGGAAGAGGGUUGCUAGGUGUUAAGACAGAAACUUACCUAAGUCACCAGUUCCAUUCUAGACAGUAAUGGCUAAAAGCUGCUCUGACUGGUUUUUGGUCUGCGUGCAGCAAAAUAAAUGGUUUGUCUGCUGUCUUGGAACAAUGAAGCCACAAUGUGAAAAAAACAAGUUCAGCAGAGAACAAGGAUGUAGAUUUGAGUUGCCCUUUUACCCCUAGAGGGAGAUCUGCCAACAGAGGGCUUCAGCUUGCACCUACCGACAGAGAAUUUCAGCUUCCAGUAGGAUCAGUUCACCACUCCCCAAGCACUGAAAUCACAGGGGGAAAGGAAAAAACAGGAGCUGCCUUAUUCAGUAGAGUUAAAUUAUGUGAUUGCAUUUACAGUAUUAUUUGAAUUGUAGCCAUAGUUCCUGUUUGAGGGCAGCUUGAUUUAAUAUGCAAUUUACUGUGCUGUAUUUACUGAAAUUGCUAUGUCAUGCCUGCAGUUUUUAUGAAGGCUACAAUUACAUUUGUAACAUUUAUACUGCAGCUGCAGCGGAAAAGAGUGUGGUAUUCUUUAACCAUAUUAGCUCCAGCACCAGACACUAAUGUCAUGUCAUCACGGUGUCCAGAUUUGAUUUAGAUAAUUACAAGAUGUUCUUACUUGUAGCUUUUGGGUCUCAUCAGCAAAAAAACCAAAACAGAUCGAACACACUGCCAGUACCAUGUAUGGUAAUUACCAGGAACAGUUGAAAUAAUUUGGGUUGAGAGUGGGGAGCUCCCCUCCACGUGAAAUGCAGAGAAAGCUUAAACUUGUAUCACCCCAUUUGUGCCACAAAGCAAUUUUUAAAUAGGCAGGAGUAUUCUGCUAUAAUCACCCAAGCCGUGAUGGCAGUGCUGUGUUAAGAUGUAGUGUUUUUUGGACCAUUACUGUAAGAAGAACAUACAAAGGAGGGUGAAAAUUGCCUCUGCUAGUAUAAGGUCAGAUAUUUUUCCAUAUGUAGGUUUGCAAAUAAGGGGGGGGGGGGGGCAGGCAGGGCAAGAGGGGGCUGGCAAUGGAAUCCAAUAUGGUAAUAAUUUGUAACUUCAUUAGCUGUGAAAAGUUCACUCUGAUAAAAAGCACCUUUUUCAGGGAGCCCCUGCUUUUCUAGGCAUGUGACCUAGCAUAAAUAUGUUUUCUGUUUGAAGCUUCUGGCUUAUGAAUAGGAGUAUUACAUCCGCUCUCAAAUACAUAUGCGCUUACACCAGGUUUUUGAUCCUAAUGCCUCCUCAGAGCUGUCAGGAAGCCAUUACUGCUGACGGUGCAAAUCUUCCUUUUGUUCAUUGAUUGUAAUGGUUUGUGUGUGGCAGCUGGAUUAAAUUAAGCCCCAAGUUUGUGGGCUAAAAGUCUUUAUGGAACUUUUGUGCAAGGGUUGCAUUUCUGAACCAAAUAAGUUUCCUUUUAACUUUGACCAAGUGCCCAUGUACAAUUGCCUGUUGUGGACUAACUACCUGCAAACUUGGGUUUUUGAUGUAGCAGCUUCCAGAAGAAUUUGAUAUCACUGUAUUUUAUUGCACUCUACUUUAACCCGACCAGAUCCAAUUGGUUAUUUUUAACCCAGGACCACUAAAUCUUGUGCAGCCCGCUGCUGUCCUGACAGCUUGGCUGGAGCCCAGGCAUAAUGCUGUUUCAUCUGUAAAGAAGCAGGUGUGACCCAAGUCUCAGCAUUCAUUGCUUCAGGGUGAACCAGGAGGCCAUGUCUUCCCUGGUCACCUCUCUGUUAACAAUGAGCGACACUGUGUUGCUAUCUUCUUGCUAUCUACUUCUUCAGCCUCAGUGUAAUGUGAUAGUACAUUAAUAUCAACUUGUGUUUAAAGAAACUUUUCCAGCUCUUAAGAUUAAAGCAUCUUGCAAAUGUGACUGCCAAAAGCUCAAAAACUGAAGGCAAACAAAAAAGUGAUUGAUUAUCAUGCAUUUUGGAAUCUAGGCAGACAUAACAAUUGUAGUAGCAUCAGAGGAUACCCAUAUAAGCUUUUAAUAUGUACUGCUAUAUCUGCAUACUCCUGAAGAUAUACAAGUGUAGUAAAACCACUCCAACUUUAACCCCGCAUCAUUCAGGAGCAAAGUCAGGGUGUUAUAGCACUUGUACCACUAUGUAAUAGCGUAACAGCUGCCACAGGUCCCAAGCAGCAUCUACCUCAUCGUCUUUUGAAGAGGCUAAAAAAUACCAUUUGUCCAUAAUUUUAGUGUAAGAUUGGCUGCAAAAAAAAGGGCCCUCCAUCUUCUCUUCACAAGAGAGAGACCCAGCGUGUGGGUUGUGGCCAUGCAUGCAACUCAGCAUGGGUUCUUUGGUUAAAUCCAUGGAUGUGCUGCCACUGUUUUUAACAAGGAAUAUCUCUAGCCAUGAAGUCAUACAGCCCAUCCCUGUGCAGCUGGAUUUUCUGUAACUGCUGGAGAGGAGGAAAGUAACGCGGUCGUGAUUGAGGAGGGGGGAAAUCUGCAUUCUUGUUACAUUCCAGCACUGUGCUCUGAGAGCAGGUAAUAAGGCAAGGGCGCAUGUGGCAGUGACAGGGAGGCAGCCACCUUGAUGUGGAUGUCCUUACUCAGCUGCUAUCCAUCAAAUAGCUACUAGGCAGUGCCAGCUUGUCCAUCUUCAAAGGCCACUACUUAGUUCUUGACAAGAGUCAAGCUAAGUGAUCUCUGGCAGUGACAAUUACCAGUACUUAGUGGGUGGGAAGAUGCCAUCAGAGGUGAACCACAUUAAAUCCUGCUUUUCCUUUCCCUGUUGUACGUGCCACACUUUAAAAUAUUGUGUCUACUUCCUAAAAUGGCUUCUCUCACUGACUCCCAGAACUGGGCACCUAACGGUGCUUUGCAUCUCCUGUUCACAUGUAGAGGGCUCCUAAGUUUUGAAGCUGCUUCAACACUCAAAGCUACAUCCUUGCCCUGUUCUACUUGUUGCUUCUUUGGUUGCAAAUCAGCUGUUUAGCUGUAUGUUUCACUGCCCUAAAAGACUCUCUAGCUAGUGUCAGAGGAGCCAUUCUUUGUUUCCUGCCCUCGGAGCAUGGGCAGCAGAGGGAAGUGCCUGGAAGGGUGCUGCUUAGUGAUCUAUAGCUAACAAUGUGGUGCAACUCAGGAACUGUUCUAAAUAGCAGUAGGGCUCCAAUCACAGCCUGAUACAGGAGUAGGGAAGCAAAGGUGAAUGUGAGCACCACUUGCCUGGAGCUGAGGACUUGGUAUUUUAUUGUCCAACUUAUAACAUUUAACUACAUUUAAUAAUACAGUUAUCCUCCUGAAGCUCUUAGCUUUCUGAGGCACUUGCACCUUAUAGCCAACCAGAUCCAAGUUAGCUCCUGCUAUAUUUGAAGAGAGAAAUCAUGACCCACUUGCUGCUGUAAUCUGGUUUUCUAUCACUAUUAUGUGAGGUAGAACAUAAUGAACUUUGUCUGAAGUGUUCCAAAACAGCAUUGCAGGGAAGGUGCAGAUGACAAGGGCAAAUGCAGUCGUGCUGUUCUGUCUUCUCCCUCAAGCAGCCUGAGAUCACAGCUGUAAAGAAAAACGAAUUGGGUUUUCACUCUGAAGAGAGAAGCUACUUUGCAUGUAUAGCAUACGCAGUAAGCCAUAAAUCACCGCAAAGCUGCUGCUAAGGUCUGUGACUGUGGAAGUGUGCAGAUUAGUGGGUGCUAAGAACAUUAUGCUAGAGUGACACCAGGGAAACUGCAACAGAGGAUACAGUGGAAAGGGGCUCUGACACAUUUACAGCUAAAAAAAGUUCAGUUGUGAAUUUUUAGUUAAAAAUAGAAGAAAGCACCAAAAACCUUAACAGGUUUAAAAUUAAACUGUACUAAAACUUUGGAGCCAAGAAAGCUGACGGCCUUUCAAAAGAUGCUCUUUCUUUGUCACUUAAAUGUAGUCAGAAAAAAAAUAUUUUGGCAGUUUUCUCCCUCUCCUACCUGCAAAUAUGCAGGAUGAGAUUUCUGCUAUGCAAGCAUAAUAAAUGCCACCUGCCAGAAGCUUUUACAGUCUAUCUCGUAAGAGCUCACAUGGUAAAGUACCUCUAUAUGCAUUGGGAUGAGAUUGUAAUGACUCAAUGCUUGGGUGUCAAUUUCUAUAUAGUGGAAGAAUUUUUCUUUUCUAAGCAGGAGGUGCAGAGGAAAUUUUCACAAAGGCUGUUAAUGCUGAAGAGCUGAAGGACUGUCCUUAAUUCACCCUCCCCAACUAGCAUAGCACAGAUGGCAUCUGCGAGCUCUGCUGAAGCUAAACGCAAUCAUUUUGAGUUAGGGUCAGAGCUUCCUGGUUGUGAUCUCAUAGCUUUUGGCCUGUGUACAAAGCUUAUGGCAUAUCAGCCUCCCCUGUACAUAGAGCCUUCUGGCACUGAGUGCUUCACAGGCCGUUUCUGCACCUUCUCCUGCUGGAACACCUAGCUAGGGCUUGUUUUUGCAUUUGUCUGUGUGAUGGCAGACUGAACAGCGUGAGGCUGAAUCAAUGUCUUCGACUGUCUUCUUUUCAGUAUCAUGUAUGCAUGCAGUGCUGUUUCGAGUGAUCAGGUUUGCCCCAAGCUCUUUGUUUGGGACUAGCUGAAAAUUUGUAUUUAAGUUGAUGUUAGACCCUGACAAGCAAAAGAAAAGGCACAGAAGCUCAAUCCUGUUAGGGUUUGUCCCUCACUCCUUAGAAAAUGUCAGGUACUCUUGAUGCAGUGCUAGCUGGCCACACAGCCCUUUCUGUUUAAGGUUAACAUGGUGAAUGCUUGAUAGCUGGCAUCUUAAAACAGUGCACGGCCUUUUCACUUAUGUUAAGCUAAAACAUGUCUGUCUAUCAAGAAAGGCCUUACACUUAUUUUAAUGUUCCUGUGCAGUGUUAAUUUUAAAAAUUCAGUGAGUGCUCAGUCCAUAAUAUGGUUGGAGGUUUAUAUACUGAAUCCCCUUCUCAGAUGGUAGUCAGACCCCCUUCUUAAAGCUUAUGUACUGUCUUGCUGGUUUGCCAUUGCCUCUGGCAGGUAGAGAAGACAGUAGAUUGAGAUUUACAGUAGUUACAUUUAAAGGAUUAAUGCUGUACAGACGUAGAACUGGUUCGUGAGUUGCUGUGGGGAUUUUGUACUAGAGUAGCCAAGCAAUUACUUAGAACAAAAUGGCUGAGAAAAGGUAGCCUUUAAAAAAAGGCAUUUACCACAGAUCCUUCUAGCUUAGAGUCUUUCAAAGUAUAAGAGUUUUUAAAGCAUAAAAAAGAUGAAACUUUUUAGGAAAGACUGUCACUUUUCUACACCAAGUUUAAAGUGUAUUGACCAGUAAAAUUCAACCUUUGUGCAUAUGUUCAGUCCUUGUGCCUAUGUUUCUUCCCACAACAGCAGGAGUUGCACAGCAUUAAUCUAAAAUUCAAAGCUUGUUGAAUAUUGUGGUUUGUCUCCUACCAUUCCGUGUGGGCUUUUUAAAAUGAGUUGAGACUUUCAUUACUUUGUUUAGGUUAAGAACAAAACAGGUGCCACUACGUAAAAUGGUAUCUUCACUCAUGUGAUGCGACUCAGGAUAGUAUACUCUGUUUUGGAUUCAGCUUAAAUGCACAUUUUUCUUUAAAAAGGUCAUUGUUUCUAGAAUUGAGAGGAACUUUCACCCUUUCCAGACAAGUCAAGUCAAUGUAAUGUUAAUGCUUUUUGUCAGCUGCACAACCUGUUAAUUAAAAGUUAUUUUUAUGAAGCAUGGGUAAAAUUUUAUUCAUUAAAUAUAUCUGAAAACUA
Alligator mississippiensis (American alligator) is the source of this 13009-nucleotide messenger RNA. It is a transcript of the gene FHIP1A, whose product is annotated as FHF complex subunit HOOK interacting protein 1A. NCBI's taxonomy places the organism in Eukaryota, Metazoa, Chordata, Crocodylia, Alligatoridae. The transcript has 13 exons. The record is from RefSeq and is a predicted model, not a curated record. The coding region runs from base 571 to 3600 and encodes 1009 amino acids.